AAAUCAUUUUGUAGUCAGUCAUGAUAUAUUUUGGACGAAGUCUCUGUGUGUAAGCAAUAGUUUGUUUUAUGUUUAAUGUACUUAAUUCACUUUAGCAAAGUUUGAAUCUUGUAUGUUAACUGCAGCAAAAUAUAAAAUAAUCAAACUGCAUGUUGUUGUCCUGGACAUUUUAUAUAUAUAUAUAUAUGUGUGUGUGUGUGUAACUAUAUUAUACAACGUAUAAACCCUCUGAGGGAAAUUUGGCUGUAAUUUAUAGUAUUUAAAAUAAUGUAGUCAUAAUCAUCAGCAUCAAUUUAUAUCCCCUUUCCAUGCUGAGUUUCACAUGGUUAUACACUGAUUGAUGUAGAAAAGUAGAAAUGCUCAGACAGUAAAUAACACAGGAAUAUCAGCAGUAUGUAAAAUGUGUUUCAGUCUUCUUAUGACUUAACUAAUGAGGUCAUAAUAAGGCUGGAACAUAUCCAAUUAUUUAAUCAUGUGGCAACUGAAUUUCAACUAAUUUAAGAUGAUAUUAAGGAAACCAAGAAAAUUAUGUUAGGAAACCAGUUCUUCUUACUAUUGUAAAUUGAACAGAUACCAGUAACCAGUAAAACUCACAGUGUAGUACUCCUUUCCCAUCUAAAACUCCUGUUUCUGCACAUUCAGAUAACCGAGAAUGUAUCCAAAUUUGAGUCACCUGAUUGAUGCAAAAUCUCUCACAGAUAUUCUCCAGUCUCUAGCCCACAGGGUUUAUGCUGAUUCGAAAUAUAUCAAAAACAUGUUUCUGUAAGAUUUUGAAAACAGACUGACAACAUCCAGUACACAGUUAACUGUUUUUUAAAACCCUGAUUAAGUUGCUUUGAAUUUUAAAUUAAGGCUGCAACAGAGAUAUGGAACAUGAAGAUUCCCUUGGUUUGUAUGUACUGUCUUCCAGAUCUGUGUGUAUCUCGAGGAGGGAAGUAAUUUUAGUUGCUGAUUUUAAAUUUCAAGCUUGAACUACCCCAAUGCAAUAUCUUGUUUCUUUACAAUCAAGACAUCUAUAGACUUUGUCAAAUGUUACAUUUUAUUCUGUAUGAGAAAAUAACAUUGUAAUUAUUUAUUGAAAAGUUCCAGAGAAUUUCAUUUUCUUCAUUACACAUUGAAAUUUAAAAUUUUUUUAGAAUAUUUGUAAGAACAUCAUGGAAGACAAACUGGAGGAGAGUCAGGCCUGUGAUAAAACACAGCCUGAAUCUAGUGAUGUAUCUAAUCAGGAGUGUGUAGAUACAGAGAAAAAAGCUUACCAUUUUGACAUUCAUAAGAAGACAUUCUCACAAUAUAACGUACUUCUUACAAGCAUAAAGCUUAAAUAUUCUAGAACUAUACACAGAAGUAUUAAACCAUAUCGAUGUGACAUUUGUGAUAAAACCUUUUCUCAGAGCAGCACUUUGACUAAUCAUAGACGUAUUCAUACUGAUGAAAAGCCAUAUCAUUGUAAGGUUUGUGGCAGAAGGUUCACACAGUAUGGUCAUUUGAGUAGACACAAGUAUAUUCACUCAGGAGAGAAACCACACCGCUGUGAAAUCUGUGGGAAAUCAUUCUCACAGAUUGACAGUUUAACUCGUCAUAAACUUAUUCAUACAGGAGAGAAACCAUAUCAGUGUGGUAUUUGUGGUAAAACAUUCUCUCGAAGCUCUUAUUUGAAUGUUCACAAAUCAGUUCACACAAAUGAAAAGCCACAUCGUUGUGAUGUCUGUGGGAAAGCAUUCUCUGGAAGAAGUACUUUGACAAAUCACAAACGUAUUCACACUGGGGAAAAACCAUACCAUUGUGAUAUCUGUGGUAAAACUUUCUCUGGAUAUAAUAGUUUGACUAGUCACGUACAAGGUCACACAGGAAAUAAACCAUACCACUGUGAUAUUUGUGGUAAAACAUUCUCUAGCAGUAGUAGACUAACUAAUCACAUACGCAUCCACACAGGUGAGAAACCAUACCACUGUAACACCUGUGGUAAAACAUUUUCUCAAAAUAGUCAUUUAACUCAGCAUGUACGGGUUCAUACAGGUGAGAAGCCACACCACUGUGAUAUAUGUGGUAAAACAUUCACUCAAAGAGGUCAUUUAACAAUUCAUAUACGUGGGCAUACAGGUGAAAGGCCAUAUAGCUGUGAUAUUUGUGGUAAAGCUUAUGCUGACAACCAAAGUUUAACUCGUCACAAGCCUGUUCACACAGGUGAGCAUCCACAUCGUUGUGAUGUUUGUGGGAAGGCAUUCACUCAGAGCACACAUUUAAAAAUUCAUCUACGUGGCCACACAGGUGAAAGACCAUUUAGUUGUGAUAUUUGUGGUAAAACCUUCUCUGAUAAUCAGCAUUUAACUCGUCACAAACCUGUUCACACAGGUGAGAAACCGUAUGGUUGCGAUAUCUGUGAUAAAACUUUCUCUAUAAAAAGGAGUUUGACUAAUCACAAGCAAAAGGUGCAUGCAAAACAAACCAUAAAACAAGAGAAAUAGUUGGAAGAACUUGUAUAAAUUAAUAUAUUAUGACACCACAAAGAAAUUCCUGUAAAACGAUGCAAUGAAAUUUUAUAUAUUACAGAAAAUUAAUGAAAGCCAUGCUUAUAUAAUAUUACCUGAAUUAUUUGAGAAUAUUUUGUAAUAUCUGAACUUAAAUUAUAUAUCAGUGUUGUAAUAUGUAGUAAUUGUUAAUAUUGUAAACCAAUCAGUUGUAUCAAAUACAAGCCAGAUGGUCGAGAUGAUUGAAAAAUUCUUUAAUGAAAUUAUACACACAGAUUGAUUAAAAAAAAAAGCUUCACUGUAAUGUUUUCGAGUUAUAAUUUUUUUUACA
Octopus sinensis (East Asian common octopus) is the source of this 2799-nucleotide messenger RNA. RefSeq names its product zinc finger protein OZF. Bases 1155 to 2465 code for a protein of 436 amino acids. Gene Ontology annotation, biological process: regulation of transcription by RNA polymerase II. The transcript is spliced from 3 exons. Gene Ontology annotation, cellular component: nucleus. Gene Ontology annotation, molecular function: RNA polymerase II cis-regulatory region sequence-specific DNA binding; DNA-binding transcription factor activity, RNA polymerase II-specific. The record is from RefSeq and is a predicted model, not a curated record. NCBI's taxonomy places the organism in Eukaryota, Metazoa, Mollusca, Cephalopoda, Octopoda, Octopodidae.